GCGUAAUAGGCGCAGCUCAAAAAUGAACUCACUCCUGUCAUGUAUGAUCCUUUUAAUCCUCUUUAUCACUUCAUGGCGAAAUGAAAAGAGCGUCGUAGAAGGGAAGCUGAAGAAACACUCCAAAUAUACAUGGCUGCCCUCGUCACCAAAAGUUGAUCAUAUGGGAUUUGCGAAACAGGACUUAUGUAAAACUAAACGAGAUUGCAACAAAGACGAAUGCUGUGCGUUCGUUAAGACGAAAAGCGUAAAAGUAUGCAGAAAAGUCCGAUUAUUUGGAGAGACAUGCAAUCCAUACGAAAGGCCUGGACUUCCAGAAGAGUGCUUCUGUCAUCAGGGACUGACCUGCAGGCGCUUUGCGAGCGAAGGUUUCAGAUGUCUGAAGAUUAUUACCAGCUCACAAGAUGGAGAACACGAAGAAGAGUAAAGUGGUCGCUUUUUUAAUGAUAAU
Messenger RNA from Stylophora pistillata, 448 nucleotides. RefSeq lists its product as uncharacterized. Lineage: Eukaryota; Metazoa; Cnidaria; Anthozoa; Scleractinia; Pocilloporidae. Gene Ontology annotation, molecular function: enzyme activator activity. Gene Ontology annotation, cellular component: extracellular region. The record is from RefSeq and is a predicted model, not a curated record. Gene Ontology annotation, biological process: lipid catabolic process; digestion.